Chilo suppressalis (striped riceborer) is the source of this 5023-nucleotide messenger RNA. The record is from the annotation of a GenBank genome assembly. NCBI's taxonomy places the organism in Eukaryota, Metazoa, Arthropoda, Insecta, Lepidoptera, Crambidae.
UUAAAACAUAAAAAGCUUAUUCAUUAAGAUGUAAAUAUAAAUCCAAAGUGAAUUUAUAAGAUCUGUAAUUGAAUAAGAUUUUCUUAUUUAUUACUAUUUAUUGCUCAGAAGAUUCUGAGUUGAUAGUAAUAUGGUGGCUGUGUUGUCUACUUUUAUAUGAGGGGAUUGGCAGUACUUGCACCUGAAGCUCGUCAUAGUUGAUGAGCAAUAGCAAUCCAAAACCGAAAAUAACAACUUCAUUCCAAUCAGUCAGUCAAAAACCGAUCAUGGCGGCGAUUAACGUUGAGCUUCCGAAAAUGGAACCGUCUUUGCGUACUCUAAAACUGUCAGGGCAUGUCGGCUUCGACAGCCUUCCCGAUCAGUUGGUGAACAAAAGUGUGCAGAAUGGAUUUGUUUUCAACAUUCUGUGCAUUGGUGAGACGGGUUUGGGUAAAUCCACCCUGAUGGACUCUUUGUUCAACACAAAUUUUGAAUCAAUCCCGAGCCCACACAACUUGCCUACUGUGAAGCUAAAGGCUCAUACUUAUGAGUUGCAGGAGAGUAAUGUCAGAUUGAAGCUUACCAUCUGCGAUACUGUGGGCUAUGGUGAUCAAGUCAACAAGGAGGAUAGUUUCAAAGCUGUAGUGGACUACAUCGAUGCACAGUUUGAGGCUUAUCUCCAGGAAGAGCUCAAGAUCAAGCGGUCUCUGCCCACAUACCAUGACAGCAGGCUGCAUGUCUGCUUGUACUUCAUAUGCCCCACAGGCCACGGGCUGAAGUCGAUCGACCUCGUGUGCAUGAAGAAGCUGGACACCAAGGUCAACAUCAUACCCAUCAUCGCCAAAGCAGACACCAUCUCCAAGACUGAGCUGCAGAAGUUCAAGUCGAAGAUAAUGCAGGAGCUGCAGAGCAACGGCGUGGAGAUCUACCAGUUCCCGGUGGAUGACGAGUCGGUGUCGGAGGUGAACGGGUCGAUGAACUCGCACAUCCCCUUCGCGGUGGUGGGCAGCACCGACUUCGCCAAGAUCGGCAACAAGACCGUGCGCGCGAGGCAGUAUCCAUGGGGCACCGUGCAAGUGGAGAACGAGUCCCACUGCGAUUUCGUGAAACUCCGCGAGAUGUUGAUCCGCACCAACAUGGAAGACAUGAGGGAAAAGACACACGCCCGACACUACGAACUAUAUCGGAGACGAAGACUUGCUCAGAUGGGCUUCACCGAUGUAGACGCGGAUAAUAAGCCGGUGUCGUUCCAGCAGACCUUUGAGCAGAAGCGAGCGGCGCACCUCGCCGAGCUGCAGCAGAAGGAUGACGAGAUGCGACAGAUGUUUGUGCAGAGAGUUAAAGAAAAGGAGGCAGAACUUAAGGACGCGGAGAAAGAGUUGCACGCGAAAUUCGACCGUCUGAAGAAAGAUCACACGGAAGAGAAGAAACGCCUCGAGGAACUUCGCAAGAAGAUCGAAGACGACUCCAUCGAGUUCAACCGCCGCAAGCAGGCCGCUGCACAGCAUCAUCACACCUUAACACUCGGCAAAUCCAAGAAGAAGUAAACUAAAAUACUGAUAGCCAACUUUUUUCACCUUUGUCGAUCAGAUAGAUUAUCAAAAAUUAAUGAGAAUCAGUUUUUUUCAUUGCCAACGUAUCUAUUGUCCUAAUAAAAACAUUAAGACGUCACUUCUUGCUACAAUUUUUACUUAGUAGCGACAUCACGAGCUCCCGUUUCUAAAUUUUGGCGCGCUUUAUCUUUGAAUUAAUUUAUUUGAGCACAUGAUUUUUUUGAUAAUUUUCUCACUGAAAAAAUAGAUUUUCGUUUAUUUUCCUCAUCUCUAAUACUGGUCUAGUUCUAUAACCCACACAUACCUAGACUUGAAUAAACGACGCAUGCCCUACAAAUUGUAUGAAUACCGAAGAGAAUUUAUUAUAUUUUGAGUAUUCACGAAAUAAAGUGGUAUAAAGCCACGGGCCUUGUCCCUCUAGCAUGAGCACCACAAUUUACAUUAUAUCACGUUUUUAUCAGGUCUAACUGUCAAACUCCAUAGUAUUUGACAAUUGAACGGUAUAAAAACGAUCUAUAUAUCAUAUCGCGCUGCUCAUGCUAGGGGGGCUGGACUCCCGUUUAUACCCGAUUCUAUCGAUUAUGGAACGUGUUUUUGCGUUAUCUAUUUUGAUCUAUGUCUGUGCCUAUAAUUCCAGCCUAUACUAUAGUUCUAUUCAAACUUUAUUCCGGCCGUGAAGUUAGUAGCGAGCAAAACUACGCGCGAAUUUAAGUUCAGUGACAACACGCUAUAUUUCGUUUACUGCGCCGCGACUUGCGCUAACUUCACAGCCACCAUUCAGUUUGAAUGGCACUUUAUACUCAACCAACUGAGUUCCGAUAUUAUGAAUGCGAAAGUGUCUGUCUGUCUAUCUGUUACCUUUUUAUACUUAUACCGCUGAACCGAUUUAGAUGAAAUUGGUAAUUGAGAUAGCUAUAGAUUCGGGAAAGGAAAUUUCCGGAUAGUUUUUAUCCUAUAAUUCACCGUUUAAGCGAGUGAACAAGUAUGUGAAACCAAUUUUUCCUCGCAAUCAAAGUCAAAAGUAAGUUAAAUAGGGCAUACCCUACACUGUACCAAGAUGUAGUGUUGAACUCCUCAUUAUAAAAACGGUUUACACCGAACCUUGCUGAAUAUUGUAAGGUUUUUCAUCCUUAUCCUUCACUAGUGUUGAAUAAAAUGUAACAGUCGUUUAUGUCUACGAAACGUCUGAACACAAUCUGUUAAGCAUCCUUCUUUAUAUAACUUUUUUAUUUGUCACAUGGCUAGAGUAUUUUAAUGCAUUUUUAUGUAGGUACUUACCUAUCUGCUAGGUAUUUAAUAUUUUUUUCAUUUCUCGUCGCAGAGAAUUAUCAUAUAUGCGAUUAAGUAUUAUUAUAUUGAUCAUAUUUUGGUUUGUAGUCUAAUGAAUCUGACUGUAUUUCAUUCACGACUACGACAUUCGCACUACAAAUACCUUUCUUAUUCCAACGUAAUAAGGCAUCAUCGGUAUCAAACUGCCGAAUCCAUCAUUGUACCUUAUUUAAUUUACUGAAAUGACGGGUACAUCACUAUCAUGCCAUUUAUUCAACUUCUAAUUCUAUCAAAAAUGUGGUCCAGUUCGCCAAUUGUAGAAUAUUGUUUGAAUGACAUCAAUUUACAUGUAUAAGUUUAAUUAUCGUGAUGAUAUGCGAGUGAUUAUAUUUAUGUAAAGCGUGUACCAAAUGUAUUGAUACGUAUUUAUAAAUCUUAUUUUAUUGCUAGAUCUAAGGGCUUAGUAUUUGAGUGUGUUAUUUUCAAUUAGACUAUGAAAUUAAAUAAAAAUGUCCAAAUUAUCUAAGUUGUGACACACUUAAGCAUUAGGUAUAAUUUUAAGUAUAUUGGAAAAAAAUAAACAUAGUUGUGUUUAAAUAGUUUAUUGUGAACUGAUCAAAUAUCGCUUUUUUAAUAAAAUUGCCUAUAAAUAACUAGAUAUAGUUAAAAUAUUAAAUAUAAUAUAGUAUUUGCUAUUGUAUGCAGGACGGAUGAGUUACGUCAGAAGACGUAAUUUUACGCUUUAUGUUAAUCAAAUACAUAGAUUAUAAUAACCCAUCGAGUUAUGAUUAUACAUUUACGCUCUCUCUGAGUAUUCUUGUUUAAUUUGUGUUUAUAACUUUCUAUUUGCAUUUACUCAUUCAUUCCUAGUUUUGAUGUAAUUUUAUACUUAAUUUUCUAAUAAUGAAUACCUGACUAAGGUGUUUAAUAAAAUCAUGAAAUCAUAAGUGUUGUUUUUAUUUGUUAUGUCUAGAAAGAAUCUUGCAGUAUCUAAGUAAAGUUCAGUUUUGAAUAUUCAAAGUGGCUGACAUUUCGGUGAGUCGUCAUAAGUACAAAAUUAACCACAUACCCCUUGUUACCCAUGUACUUAGUGUACAGGGGUAUGUGGGCAAUUUAUACCUGCCCAGACCCAGUAUCGAAGCUCUUCGAAGCCUCAAUAGGUGCGUCCACACAGAGCGAGCAGCCUUGCGAGACAUUUGCCGCGAACUGUAUGUACCCUUAGCACGAACCAUUAUCGAAUUCGGAGUUUGCGAGUGCGAAAUCUCAAUGUUAAAUUUUGUAUGGAAACUUGAACAGCAGCCACAAAGUACGUAACGUGAGCUAAAAAUCAGUACACAUGGACACAUUUCGGAGUCGCAAACUAUUUGAAUUCGAUAUUGGUUCGUGCUAAGGGUACUGUUCCCGAACAAGCGCGGCAACCUCGCCUGAGCUGUUAUGUUGAUAAUGACAUUGUAGCGCCACACACGUGUUAUGGGGGCAUGCUCGAGUAAGGCACGAAACAAAAUACGUGAGCGUCCGGAGUGCGGCAGACCACGGAGGUGCCGUUGAGCAAAACAAAAAGCCGAUACUCGAUGGCUCGGUCGCUUGCCUCGGACGAGGUACGUUCACACUAUCUAAGCUGCCACGCGAAGUUGCUCGCUCUGUGUGGACGCGACCCAUCUCUCUUUAGAAAUAAUCCAUUUUAAAUGGUAAUUUGCGCCCUUAUUGUCCGCAACGCAAUGCACAUAUUCCGUAUGAAAUAAAAAGAAGACGCGCCCGCAUUCGACGGAAUUCGCUUUUUGGUUUUUCCUUCAACCUAGUCUCCAAUUGAAAUCGCAAAUAAUUUUCACAAUUAGGCCCCUAGUACUUUUAUGUUAUACUAAUCGGCAUCAUUCGUGAUCACGAAAUUGUGUAUUUUCGUGAACAUCAUCGUCGCUUAUUUUACUCGAAUACGAUUAUCGAUUUUUAGGUUGCAGCCCCUGGAAUCCCCGAUGCGAUAAGUAUAGGUAGCACACGAUCCAGAAGGCUACUCAGACGAGAGACACUGUAAGAGGUCUCGGCAGUUCGUAGCAGACGGGCUUGAACAUCUUGUUGUAGUACGUGUAGCGGCGCCGGCGCGGCGUCACCGACGCGCGCACGGGCACUUUGAUACCGGACAGUGCCGCCGCCGCCUGACUCGCCGCCGCUGCUCGCCGGCACUAUGCAAUGUCACAAAAAAAACAUAUAAAUCAAUGCAUCUAUAC